UUUCGGAGGGGAGCCACCUACUGAUGUAUGAACACAAGGACCCACCGCAGAGGCAGCAGUCAGCAGGGCUCGAAGGAGGACCAAGGGCCCAAACCAGGACCAGAAAAAGGUCGGAGGGUUCCGUAUCAGACACGAUGGGGGCUGCGAUGGGACCCGUUCUACACUGGUUGCACGAUGUAGCAGCUGUGACUCUACUUAAAGCCCGGCGGACUUUAUUUCAGGCUGGCAUCCUGUUUUGCGUCUUGGUUCUGCUGCUCUGGGUGUCCAUCUUUCUCUAUGGAAGCUUCUACUACUCCUACAUGCCCACUGUGAGCUUCUCCACCCCUGUGCACUUCUACUACACCUCUGAUUGUGAUGCCUCAGAGCCAGGGCUUUGCUCAUUCCCCACGGCCAACAUCUCUUUCAUGAAGAAUGCGAGAGACCAGGUGAUGGCUUACGGCCAGCCUUAUCGAAUAUCUUUGGAGUUAGAAAUGCCAGAGUCUCCGGUGAAUGAACAGUUGGGUAUGUUCAUGGUCCGGAUGUCUUCUUAUACCAAGGGUGGGAAGACGGUCUCAUCAGUGGGACGAUCAACUAUGCUGCAUUACCGCUCCAACCUCCUGCAGACCCUGAAUACGUUACUGUUCUCUCCUUUCCUUGUGAUUGGAAUGGCUGAGCAGAAGCAGCUCAUAGAAGUUGAGCUCUUCUCAGACUACAAGACAAAUGCUUAUGAGCCCACUUUUGGCGCUGUCAUUGUGAUCCAGUCCAAAAGAGUGCAGAUCUACUCAUCUCAGCUCCGUAUCCAUGCCUACUUCACUGGUAUACGAUAUGUUCUGUACAACUUCCCCCUGACAUCUGCAGUGAUUGGCGUGGCCACCAACUUUACCUUCCUCAGUGUCAUCGUGCUGUUCAGCUACCUGCAAUUCAUAUGGGGCGGGCUCUGGCCUCCAGACCAAGUAAGAGUGAGGGUUAUGAUGGGAGACAACACCCGCAUACAGCAGAGGAAAGAGGAGGCUCGGAAGCGCAUUGAAAGGGAAAACUCACUGAAGGAACUUGACACUCCUAAAGUGAUUGGAUCUGUGAAUGAAGCAUGUGAUUUCCAGGGAAAUGACACAGCGGAGGAGCUGUCAUCAAAGAAGCCUUCAGUUAUCCCAGAUACCAAGGAGGAAGGGUCUCAUGACUCCAAGGAGCCCGAGGAGAAAGACUGCUCAGACGUGUUGGAUGGAUGCCUGCUGCCUCAUCAGGGUGAGACGACACUCCGGCAGAGACCUGGACCCUGGAUGAGCCUGUGAACCAUGCCACUGCACACAGUUAAAGUACCUAUAGUGUCACUUCACAUGCCACAUAAUGUCCCACCACUCUUCCGCAGAUUGAAAGUCAUUUGGCAGAUACUGAUAUAUUUUUUCAGUUGGCACAAAUACAGAUGCAUGACAAUAUAUUACCUGUGUUGUUUGAGCUAACAAACUAACAAAGUUUACCUCAUAGUAACUUUGAUUUCUGCUCAUGUUUUUCUGCUUAUUGUCUGCUCAGUGAACUGAUUUUCCUAGAGACCACAGCACUAUUACCGUCUCAUGUUAGUGCCAUUUUUGUGAUCAGUUGCUGCCCAAACAAAUUUAACACACCCUUUUUAAGUCAGUUGAAUGUGCUUGUGUUUUAUUGUUCUGAUGUCUUUGAGGUGGCAUUUUAUCACAGAAGGGCCAGCCUACAUUAACUGAGGUACACAUCCUGACAAUCCUUCCAUAAAAAUAAAACUAGACAGUGAUUCUCUCAUUUAGAAGUUCACACAUAAAUAGACUUGAUUUUUUUUUUUUUUUUUUUUGGUUUUGAAUGUAGCUGCCGUGUGCUAUAUUCAAACAAAAAAUUUUUAGCUGGAUUUUGAACAUCCAGAACUUUUUCACAUCCUAAGCAAAAACAUGCCUCGUGAUAUUUUUUCUCAGAUGCUCUCUUGUAGCAAUUAGAUGUGGAAAAUCUGCCGCCAAAAGGGUUUUUAUUUCUAAUAACUUCUUAGAAAGAAAUUGCAAAUGGGCCAGCCUGAGGGAUAUAAGGAAUUUGAUGCAUUUAUUAUUCUUUUUCAUCCUGCAAAUGGUCUGUCACGGUGUAAUGGCUGACUUAACUGCCGGGGCACAUUAAAUUAAAGGUUUAGCACUUUUACAAAGUUGGUUUUCAUUCCAUCCGAUCUUUGUAUUCAGUAUCUGUUACAGUGCAGUUUGCACUCUGCAGUUUAAUGUUGUGAAAAUGGUAUUUAUUGUGUUUUCAUCACAAAGAAGCAAGAUAUUUUAGUCUUUUAAGAGAUAUAAGUUUGUUCAUAGGUCUGUUAAUUGAACAUGUCUGUAUUUAACAUUAAAGAACAUACAGUAUGAAAAGGAUAAGUGAAGCUACUGUAGUGAAAUUGGCUCUUGUUGGUAAAGCUAAUGAUGAUAAGGUAAUGUAGGAAUUGUUGGCACAUAGCUCAGCCUCCAUGUAUUUAACCUACACUUCAAGGAACUUUAGGGAUUAAGCAUAAGUAUAUGUAAAGGGUCGUUUAAAUUGUGAUGAUAUAGGAUUUUGUACCAAAGAUGUGAAUUUGAAGCACUCAUCACUUGGUCAUCUUGAAUUCUGUCUAUCAGAAUAUUCUUCUAAAUGCCUCUGAAGUUACAUGAGUAGGUGUUAAUUAUGUACUGGUACUGAAUUAAACAAAUAAAAACAGAGUGUUGCAGAUCUUUUUCUCUUAUUUGAUAAUCUAGCAUAAAUUUGGGGGACAUCUCUGUAAAAUGAUAAGGCUGCUCAAACUACCAUCAGCAACAUUUCUGUCUAUAGAAAAAUCUGAUAGUGUGUUGUUUUAAAGUCGGGUUUGCAGGAAAGUUUGUGCCAUUUUUGUAUACUACUUAAGUUUUUCACACCAAAGUCGGAGAUCUUUUUUUUGUCAAAACUUUUUGUCAAAUACAUAGAAAAAAGUACAUUUACUCCUGUUAAUAUAUCCAUACUUACUAUUUCCCACUUUGGAAAAAUGUGUCAUGAAUACUGGAAUAACAACAUAUUAACCAGACAAAAAUAUAAUAUAUUUGCAAAUUUAGUUCUCUCAUAAUAUUUUAUAUGAAUGAAAAAUAGGUUUUGAGUCAGAUCGGAAAGCAUUUUUAAAAAUAAGCGGUGAUUGUCGAAGACGUACUAAAUUGUACUUUUCUUGUGACUUAGCUAUUCAUGCUCUUUUUAAAUAAAAUAAUCAAAUCUAAUUGUCACAAGUCACAAUCAUAAAAAUAUCUCAACCAAGAAUUUUUUUUUUUGUCAGGAGAUUUGUCCUUAUAUCUGAGAGGUUUGUGGAACAUUGUAGUUAUAUUUUGUCAUGCUUUAAGAACACACUGUUAUCUCACUCAGCACACAGCUGAUCCCAUGUGUCAACAUAUGGUGGUGAUGUGAGGAAAUUUUCAGAUUUGGGGGUGUGACAAGGCACCAUAACAACGUCAGGGAGUCUACCUUUGGCAUACAUAAUGAAUGCAUUUGAAUGAUAGAACAGAAAGAUGCCUUCAACACAUUGAACCCGCAGAAUUAUAGCAACAGACAGCAAAGUAGUUGUUAUUUUUAAUAGGAAGCAGAAUGAAAGCUGAGAAUGCAGUAGUUCAGUGUGUGAUGCAAUUAGAAAUAAUCACAUUUCCAAUAAAAUGGCUGGUAUGCAGCCUAUUUAAAUCUCUAAAAAAAUUAGCUAAAAAAGGAUUCAAAAUGCGCGAGGACCUUUAAUCUUGUUUACAGAACAUUUUCCUGGUAUACUGAGGAGUUUGAAAGCUACAUUAAUGAUCUGUUCCAAUUCAGAACCUUAUGGCGAUGAUAUUAAGGCCCAUUAGAAGCCUUUAUUCCAAGCCACAGCUCCAGUCUGUCUGAUGAAUUAUGAAUUGGUCUGGAUAAGGAGUGCACUAAUUGACUUAAAUCAUCCAUCACUUGUAUUAAAAACCUCACUGUAUUUAGCCUCAGCAGGUACAGACAAUUAUCUCAGACUCUGCCGGAACAAGAAUUUCUCCUCUUCUUUUUCUUGGUCUCUGUAGUAUAAAGAACUCACACAUAACAUUUGAGUUUAUAUGGUGCCAUCUCAUGCUUGUUGUUGAUUUAAUGAUUAAGUUGUGCAUCAGCUGACAUCAGGGUUAUCUGGAACUGAGUGAAUUUGUAGAUGACCCAGCCUCAGCAACAACUAACUGCAUAGUCUAUUUAAUAGAAAAGUAUGAAUGCCAGUCUGUACUACUUUCAUGCAAACACAUCAGUAAUUGCAACUACUGUUUACAGUUUACUAUCUGUAAAAUUCUGUAAAAUUCCUAAGAUAGAUGCCUUGUACCAUAAGAUGAAAUAGUUCAGAACUUUCUGACUAACAGAAAAUCUGAUGUCGGUGAAAAUUAAUAGUAAUUUACAAUGUCACUGUUUGUGCACCUAACUGUUUGAAGGCAUGGACAGAAUUUUACAAAUUCAAAUAGACAAUUACACUUUUUAUACAUAUCAGUAACCAAACAUAUUAAACAUUUUUAUU
Xiphias gladius (swordfish) is the source of this 4462-nucleotide messenger RNA. RefSeq names its product seipin-like. Gene Ontology annotation, cellular component: endoplasmic reticulum membrane. The transcript has a single exon. The record is from RefSeq and is a predicted model, not a curated record. NCBI's taxonomy places the organism in Eukaryota, Metazoa, Chordata, Actinopteri, Istiophoriformes, Xiphiidae. The coding region runs from base 24 to 1268 and encodes 414 amino acids. Gene Ontology annotation, biological process: lipid storage; lipid droplet organization.